Messenger RNA from Larimichthys crocea (large yellow croaker), 4675 nucleotides. It is a transcript of the gene sdc3, whose product is annotated as syndecan 3. Gene Ontology annotation, biological process: cell migration. The transcript has 6 exons. The record is from RefSeq and is a predicted model, not a curated record. Lineage: Eukaryota; Metazoa; Chordata; Actinopteri; Sciaenidae. Gene Ontology annotation, cellular component: cell surface; membrane. The coding region runs from base 482 to 1813 and encodes 443 amino acids.
CACCGCUCCUCCUGCCAGACUCCCAGGCCAAGCAACGUCGCCAUACGGAACAUCCUGCCCUCGACGGAGAGGGGGAGGAGAGAGAGAGAGAGAGAGAGAGAGAGGUCUGCCGUCUCCCGAUAGUAAAUCUAUCAGGUCUCGAGCGCUGAAACUCGGAGAAACAGACAGAGAAGAGGGAGAAGAGGGGCCUCGCGCUAGUCUCAUCGUUUACCGGUGACCUGGACCAGCAGCAGCAGCAGCAGCGCGUGAAGCCUUGGAUUUAAAAGCCCGAGUAGAAGGACGGAUGGUCGCGCGGACGGGCGGCGCGCUCUGAAGUUGGACAGACUACCGGGACACCGACCAGCAAGCAGCAAGCAGCAGCAGCAGCGGCAGCAGCAGCAGCACCAGCCACCAUCAGCUUUCGUCCCCUCCCCUCUACCUCCCCAAACCCGGUGAAGGCAGCAGCGGCGGCACCGGGAGGCUGUGCCCGCGCACCCUGACCAUGAAGCUGCCUUGGUUACUGGCGCUCACGGCGCUGUUCGCUCACGCCACCACGGGACAGAGUCUGUCACCCCCUAUCGAUGACGAAGGUUCAACAAGAGACGAGUUCUACGACGAUGAGGACCUCUAUUCAGGCUCCGGCUCUGGCUUGCCUGAUAUCAGAAUGAGGCCGACGUCGGUGGGUGUGUCCUACACCACAGAAGAGCCCCUCCUCCUCUCCACGACCCAGGCCACUGGCCCCGCCCCCUCCGCCUCACCUGCGGCCGAGCCGAGCCCCAACCCGGAGGACGCCACGGCCACCCCGCUUCCCACCGAGGCCGAUGGAGAGAGCGGUUUGUUCUGGGAUAGAGAGAAAGAGCUGGAGAAGGAGAGGGAGGAAGAGAUGGAGAGAGAGCAAGAGAGGCAGAGGGAGCUGGAGAGGGAGAGAGAGCUAGAGAGACAGAGGGAACGGGAGAUGGAGAGAGAGAAGGAGAGGGAGAGAGAGCGUGAGCGAGAGAGGGAACGUGAGAGAGAGCGAGAGAAAGAGAGAGAGAGGCAGAGAGUGCGUGAGCUUGAAAGAGAGAGAGAGCUGGAGCGAAUCAGGGCUGCUGCCCAGACCACUGCUGCCCCACGAUCCCCUGCCGCUGUCCCCGUGGUGACCACCAACCCGGCAAUCAGCACCGCGGAAAGUGCAGCUCCCUCCGCCGGUUCGGAUGACUUGAGCACCACAGAGGAAGAUGAGGAUGUCUACCUGUCACCUGAACCCACGUCGUCUUACCCAGGAUUCGACAUGGAAAUCACCACAGAGGAAGACACGCCCACCACAGAAGAGACCACCCCUGAGCCCACGACAGCUGCAACGACCACCACGACAACCACCGUCGCCACCACUAUCAAGACCAGGGUCCCCUUCAGGCCCAGGGUUCCCAUGACGACAGCCACUCAGGUGGCACCAACAGAAAGAACGAUUCGCCCACAACAGCCCACAACUUCACAGGAUGGUAACAACGAAGUGGGCGCUUCAGGGCCAAGUGGAGACUUUGAGAUCCGUGAUGAUCGCCGUAACGAUCUCGGUCGAGGUAUAAUGCCGGUGAAUCCUGAUCUGAUUGGCAACACGGUGGACGCAGGAAGCUCUGCCGCCCAGCUGCCACAGAAGAACAUCCUGGAGAGAAAAGAGGUCUUGAUAGCUGUGAUAGUGGGAGGAGUAGUGGGCGCCUUGUUUGCCGCCUUCCUGGUGAUGUUGCUGGUGUACAGGAUGAAGAAGAAGGACGAGGGCAGCUACACGCUGGAGGAACCCAAACAGGCCACCGUCACCUACCAGAAACCAGACAAGCAGGAGGAGUUUUACGCAUAACACUCGUAUGCCAGAGAGAUGCACCGCACACCGAGGGAGAGAGAAAGAGCGAGAGAGAGAAGAGAGAAAGAUACUCUAAGCCCCCCCUCUGGUCCUCCUUCUCCUCGUCCUCUUCUUCGUCGCUUCCCCCCUCAUCUGCUCGCCUCUCCUCAUCCCUCUCUCCUCUCGUCUCCCAAACACUUGAGAGCGCCUUUCUCUCUGCGGACAUGGAACUUUCUUUUCAAAGAAAAUGAAAAAGAGGACAAAAAAAACAAAACAAAAAAAACGGAAAAAAACAAAUCCAAAUAUAUUCUAAAAAAAAAAAAAUAACACAUACACACAAGAUGUUUUUAAAGUAAAUGUUGUUAUUAAUAUUCUACAGAUUCUCUUGUUCUGUAUGUAAUGAUAUGAUUAUUUUGUAAAAAAAGAAAGACAACAAAACAGAACACAAGCUCUUAACCUGUGUUUUCUAGCACAAAAAAAAAAAAGUUCCUCCUCUGUUUUUCAUGGAGCGAAUGAAAAGGCUAAAAAGAAAAGAGGAAGAGGAGAGGGGUGGGGCGAGCUGAGCGAAACACAAAAGAAAAAGAGAGGGGUGGGCUCGACUCUGCCCCUCGACGCCCCACCACCACCCCGAAAAAGAAAUCUCACAGAGUGUCUGGUUGGCCGCACAGAGCCGAGGGUCAAAAGGUGAGAGGAAAGGUCUCUUUUGUGCCUUCCAUCCCCUCUGGUGCUCAAAGACGCAUAUGCACACCCAUACGGCCACAUAAACACAUGCUUACACAUAUGCACAUGCAUACACACAGACUUGCAUCUGCUUGAAGGUGGCUCUGACCUCUCGCUCUGUGCUCGGCCAACCAGAAAACGGCGAUCAACCCUCGUCAUGUUUCACAACGUCGAGGUGCCGCUGUGGAAACAUAGGCUGGUCCGUCUGCUCCUCUAAGCUGUACAAAGACUAGUUACGGAUAGUAAUAAUAACCAAUAAUAUAUCAAUGUUUUGGGCUGGAUGGUGAACAAUAAUAAUAAUAAUAAUACCAUGAUAAUAAUAAUAAUGAUAAUAAUAAUAAUUCUUAAACAGGAGGAUGUGUAUUUAGCAGUUUAAAAAAAAGUUUAUAUGUAAAUAUCAGCGCAUCCUUUCUGGCAUCACUAACCAUCUGCAUGAUCAUGAAGAGUUUUUAUUCAUCACAUUUGUCAUCACUUUAGAUGAGCUGUGCUCUCGUCAGCCACAUGCACACACACAAACACACUCAUGCACGCACACAAACAAACACACGCACACACACAAGCGCAGACAUAUAACUUGCUGUGCAUUUAAAUACACACCACACAGACUUUAAAUCUCCUGUAAAUCACAUCAUUCAAACACAUAUCAAAACCCAUCAUCAUCAUCAUCAUCAUCAUCCUCAUCCUCGUCAUUGUGAUAGUCAUCACUCGUGAUAUGAGCGAGAUCAGGUGGUUUCAAUAUGUUAUUGAUUAGUUAUGGAUCCGUUGCCGGUUGGUUUGAAGUUUGGUCUAUUUGUGUAAAAGCACAACUAACGCAUCCAAGUCAUCACGUCAUCGGAUAUCCCUCCCCCUCCUCCGCCGCACACACACCUUUUGCAUGCCUCACUUUGUUUUUUCUUCCACCAUUGGCUCUCUGUUCGGGAAGGGGAGGGUCCUCUGGGAAGCAAGAGGGGCUUUUAAUGAAAACCGGGAAGUGUGAAUCCGCGCAGGAAGUCGCUCCCACGUGCACUAAUCCAGUCAAAAUCACAACUUUUGUCACCGAAGCUGUGGUUAUGAGAGGAAUUAGCAUCUAUAGGGGCCGACUUGAACCUGCUGCUGGACUCUUUAAUUUGGGGAGGGGACAACGAGGGAAAAAGGGGUUAGGAUUCGGGUUUGGAUAUGUGAGGAGACAGGAGGGCUGUGCUUCUAUCUAAGAGAUUGUAACAAUAACCACACCAGUGCGACUGGGCUAGUAGCUUCUAUUAUACUCAGUACUGUAGAUCAAAAUUGCAUGGGAGUCAAAACUAUACUAGUCUGGUUGUGUGUGGAUGCCUGUGUGUGUCUUUGUGUGCUUGAAAGAAACAGAGGGGUGAGUUAAAGCUGGAAUGUACUGUGGUCGAGUGUGUGUUUACCUACUCCAGCAGUUCUCACGCUCUUCCGCAGACAGGUAACGCACCUCUUCCACUUCUGUGUGUGUCCGUCGCCUGCCCCCUCGCCAGUGUGCGAAUAUAUGUGUGUGUCUACACCUCAUCUAAACCCCACCGCCUGUAUGCGUGUGCGUGAGUGCUUCACCUUGGUAUUUCACAGCAGACUCUUGUGUACACUGACUAGCCUGUCGACGUGUGUGUGUGUGUGUGUGUCUGCGUGUGUUGAGUCUGUUCACUGCUGAAUGAGGGGCAGCUGGUCCCUCACAGUGGCUUUCACACACACUGACUGUCUUUUCACUGUCUGUCUGUCUGCCUGUCUGUCUCUCUGCCGCAGGACAGACGGACAGACAACACGCCACCUUCUCACAGGCAGGAAUGAUCUUAACACGUACUGUCUUUUCUAAAGUGACUGUCGGAGUGUAAACUUGUGUGUUUGUGCCCAUCUAAGCCUGCGUAGCCAAAUAAGACGUGUGUGUGUGUGUGUGUGUGUGUGUGAGAGAGAGAGAGUGAGGGUGAAUUUGUACGCGUGUGAGUGCAGGUAUGCAUAUGUGUGUGUGAGUGUGUAUGUGAAGCCCGAUGGAGGCUACACUACUCUAUGUUUGCUGUUCCCAUUCCUGUUUUUAUACAUUUGCAUUUUUUUAAGGCUGAGUUUCUGUCAUUGGCUGAGUGAGCGAGAGGAGGCGGAUCCUCCACGCCACCGCCCUGUCACUAAUCUGCCACUCUGUUCCAAAUAAAAAGCCUGAUUGGGUAAAUCCGU